Messenger RNA from Rattus norvegicus (Norway rat), 5389 nucleotides. The record is from RefSeq and is a predicted model, not a curated record. Lineage: Eukaryota; Metazoa; Chordata; Mammalia; Rodentia; Muridae.
UGGCCAUACUCUAUAUGUGGCUGUUGUAACAUCUGGCAACCCCUGGUUAUCACGGUGCUUUGUUAUCUCCCAAGGGCUGCUGGGUGAUAGGCUGGCUGUCUGUUCCUAAUGAGACUCCUCUUCACACGGCAGCUUGUGUAGUGCAGAGAUAAUGAAAGAGUCUGUAGGCAGUUAGGUAAUGACCUUAAACUUGUGUGUUCACAGCUGCAAGAAAAUGUGUAUUAGCAAUCCAUUCAAGAGGGUGACGUCUGCAUUGCUGCUGGAAGGAAAGAGUUUUUCCUCCUUUGGUGACUGGCCAGGCAGGACUACUGUUUUGUGUUCAAGUGUGGUGACUUUGAUGUAGUUACAAUAAGAAUUUUGGCUGCAGUCAGUUUCAUACAUCUUAGCAAGGUCUGUUUCUAGGACUCUCAUGUGGUGCUGUAUACUGUUGACAUGAACUAUUCCUUUUUUAAUGAGGUCAGCAUGGCUCAGCAGAUUAGGUACAGGAAGGAUGACUUAGCAUGCUGCUGUGGCCCCAGAAACCCGAGCAAAUCCCCUCAGUUUCCCAGGCUGUAAAUACAGAUAAGUGUUAGUGUGUUUUCCAGAGAGUGGCUGUGUAAAUAAAGUUCUAGGCUGUAAAAUGAUUGUUAAUCUCAGCGUGGAGACAUUUGGUUUGGGGACAUGGCUUCAGGAGUAAACGUGUCUAACCCUGCUCUGAACUUUUCAGAAAAGAAGAUGGACCAGCCUAGUGGGAGAAGUUUCAUGCAAGUAUUGUGUGAAAAGUACAGUCCUGAAAACUUCCCUUACCGCCGUGGUCCUGGGAUGGGAGUCCAUGUCCCAGCCACUCCUCAGGGCUCUCCUAUGAAAGAUCGCCUCAACCUCCCAAGCGUGCUCGUGCUGAACAGCUGCGGGAUUACCUGUGCGGGAGACGAAAGAGAAAUCGCAGCCUUCUGCGCUCACGUGUCAGAGCUCGAUCUUUCUGACAACAAGCUCCAAGACUGGCAUGAGGUCAGUAAGAUUGUGUCAAACGUUCCUCAACUGGAGUUUCUCAACCUGAGUUCCAAUCCUCUGAGUUUGUCAGUUUUAGAAAGAACAUGCGCUGGGUCCUUCUCUGGGGUUCGCAAACUUGUCCUCAACAACAGCAAAGCAUCAUGGGAAACAGUGCACACAAUACUGCAGGAGUUGCCAGAUUUGGAGGAGCUCUUCCUGUGCCUUAAUGACUAUGAAACAGUGUCUUGUCCUUCUGUUUGCUGUCAUUCCCUUAAGCUCCUACACAUAACAGACAAUAACCUCCAAGAGUGGACUGAAAUCCGAAAGCUGGGUGUAAUGUUCCCUUCGCUGGAUACCCUGGUCCUGGCCAACAAUCACGUGAAUGCCAUCGAGGAGCCUGCUGACUCCCUGGCUAGGUUGUUCCCUAAUCUGCGGUCCAUCAGCCUCCACAAGUCAGGUUUGCAGUCCUGGGAAGACAUUGACAAACUCAAUUCAUUCCCCAAACUCGAAGAAGUGAGAUUGUUAGGAAUCCCUCUCCUGCAGCCAUAUACCACCGAGGAGCGCAGGAAAUUGGUGGUAGCCAGAUUGCCCUCCGUUUCCAAGCUCAAUGGCAGUGUUGUGACGGAUGGUGAGCGCGAGGAUUCUGAGAGGUUCUUCAUCCGGUACUAUGUGGAUGUUCCCCAGGAGGAAGUGCCAUUCAGGAUCAGAGCACCCAGAAUCAUCCCCCUGCUUCAAGGCCAGCCUGGUCUACAGGGAGUCUUCCAGGACAGCCAGGCCUACAUAAAGAGAACCCUGUCUCAAAAGGAAAAGAGAGGAAGGAUACUUUGGUGGUAUCAUGAGCUCAUUACAAAGUAUGGGAAACUGGAGCCUUUGGCAGAAGUGGACCUGAGACCCCAGAGCAGUGCGAAAGUCGAAGUCCACUUCAACGACCAGGUGGAGGAAGUGAGCAUCCGUCUGGACCAGACGGUGGCGGAGCUGAAGAGACAGCUGAAGACUCUGGUGCAGCUGCCCACGAGCAGCAUGCUCCUCUACUACUUUGACCACGAGGCCCCGUUUGGCCCGGAGGAGAUGAAGUACAGCUCGCGAGCUCUGCACUCUUUCGGCAUUAGGGAUGGAGACAAAAUUUUUGUGGAAUCAAAAACAAAAUAACCUCUACCAGCCUUGUAAAAACUCACAUAAGGACUUCCUGCAGGGUGUUUGUUCCCAGCGUGCUUUUCUUUAGGAGGAAGGACAUGUCCGUUGUGUUUGGGUUUUGUUUAGCUUCGGAGGGGUUUUGUAUAUUUUCUUCCCCUAGAAUGGAUAGGGUUUUGGUAUUUUUUACCACAGUUUUUCAGCUCAUUUAGCAGACCUGGCUGCGUCUCCAGUCUUUAUGUGAGCUAACUAGCUCAUGCUCUUUUUCUCUCUUUCUCUGUCUCUCUUUUCUCUUCUUUUCUCUGUCUCUCCCUCCCCCUGUCCUCUCUCUCCUCCCUACCCCCCAAAGAUGGGAAAUCACCAACUCCUACUGUGUCACUGGGGUUUGUCAGCCACUGGGCUCUUUCCUGCUAAGCCCAAAGACAGCGUGGUCCCUCAGAGGGGUGAUGCAAUGUUCACAUCAGAAAUGGGUUCCUUCCCUCCCUCCUCGCCAUUUCUGUUCUGGGUCUGGUGUUUAUCCUGACUUGUACCCGCUUCCCUGGUAGUUUUACUCUGUUCAUAAUUUAACUUGGUUUUGUUGUUGUUGUUUGGUUUGGUUUUCCCCCUCUCAUUCCAAGUUUUAAAUGGUUUUGGGUAUUUUAAGCAUUUUCAGCCUGAUUCUGAUCUCAGGAACUCAGUUAAGUUUUACAGAGAAGUAGAUGGAAUGAUAAACCCUAGGAAACUUGCUGUUCUUCUGGAAGCCUGGGCUGGGCACUUUAACCUUCCCACCACUGCCUGCCCCAGAAGAACCCUCCAGUGUUAGAUCGCCUGUCACUCCCAUUACAGAAUCAGCUCAUAAGCUGGCCAGGCAGGUGUGUGAAGAAAUGGUGGGACUGGGGGAGAAAGAGCUUCCGGCUUCCCAGCUUUCCUCAUGUGUGUCAUCCUGAAUGAAGCCCUGUCCUCGAACUCUCACUUAAGUGAGAGAUUCUAAUCACGGGAGCUGUGGCCCCCUGUUUCUUGGGACUGUGUGAUAAUGGAAUUGAACUGCUGUUUUUGUUUUGUGUUUUAUGUCCCCUGUGGAAUAACUGUUGUCUAAUCUAUGAACUUCUAGUCCCCCCCCCCCCAGUGUUUUUGCAGGGUGUGUGCAAAGCACUCGGUCUUUGACGCCAUCCCUCACCUACUCUCCUAUUCUGAAGUCUUUCUCUUCAGCCCUCCAUUCUUCGUUAACCUGGUUGGUUUCUUGCGGGCUAUUGUUUUGUUCUGUUCUGUUUUUGUUUUGUUUUGGCUUUUAACAUUUGUUAUGUGAUUCCACCCCUCCUACAAACUUAAUUUGGUGUAAACUCUUUAGGUGACCCAUGUGAUCUCUUCACGGAUGGGGAGUUGCGUUUUUUAAGUUUCCUCCUCCGCCAUGUGGCAGGUGUUUGUUCUCUUGCCACCGCACUUCAGGUUCAGCGUCUUUAAAGCUGCUGACCCGGGCCUCCUGAGGCAGGCCCACAUUCACCGCAGCAUUAAGGGUGAAAGCCAAAGGGUUUAGAAAGAUGAGUGGAGCCGGUUCUCCCGCUGCAGACUUUGUCUCAGAACCCGAAAAGUGAGCAGUGGGAACCGGGCGGGAUAGACGAGGACAGUUAUUUUGCAAUCGCAUUUUCUUGACAGAUUUUUGGAAAUAGAAAAGAGUGUGGCAUCCGUGUCCGGAUGAUGAAGACUGGUUGCUUGUGUCUGUGCGUGUGCGUGCGGAGGAGUCUGCAAGAGAGACUGUAAUGGAGACGUUGCUUUGUCAGCCUGGGAAACAGUUGCUCUCUUAUUUUUGAACUUUGGAGCCACUAUCGUCCCAUGGCAGAAGGCAGAGUGAGCACUUAACACUUUGGUCACAAUGAGAUAUUUUAUAUAUGACAAAGUUUUAUGAGAGGCUUUUUUACUCUUUGAAACUCAUGUCUUCUGUUACUACAACAGUGUUAUCUGCUGCAGGCCUCAUAAUCCUUUACUACAGCUGCAUGUAAAUGGAACCUCUCAUCCAACCCAACUGGCGUAGGGACUUUUAGGGCGUUAUAAUGGGUGGUUUGAAUAAUUGCCGAGUCAUUUCCAAUUAAGAAAAAUCCUAAGUACAGUCCUUGGCCUUUUAGAAUUAACAGAAGUAAGCGAGAAAGCUGUGUGAGCAUGCGUAUUUACAGAUUCACUUGGGUGGCUGAGUGAAGAAGCUGGUUUUAAAAUAAAAUCGGUGCUGUGUAGACAUUUAUAACCAAAAUUAUUUUUAUAACAGACCGAGAAGGAGGAGAGAAGAGAGCAUGGACCUUUGAGCCGCAUGUUACCCAUCAUGCUUGUCUGUGUUUAACAGUGUCGUCAUCAGACGGAGAGGGAGCAUACCGUUGACAGUUAGGAGGUGAGAAGCUGUGCUCACUGGUGUUACAGAGGCGUGCCUCCCUCCGGGCACAGCAUGUAGAACAUGCUUUUCUAAAGCAGAGAUUCUUUUCAGUUGUGGGAAAGGAAAGGAGUAACACAAGAAAGCCAGAUCCAAACCCAGGCCUCCCUGUGGGCAGAGUUACCGAGCUUCCUUCCAGAUGGAUCUGUUAGUUGAAUUGUCGAGGCAUCCUGGAUUGCGUUAUGGGGGCAGGGCCACAGUUGCCUAUUUCUGCAGGCCACCGCCAUAAAUGGUACGAGCGCAGCAGAGAUGCAGGCCCCUGGUUCUGAGAGACCCUCCUGUGAAAGUGAAGCCCAUUGCAGAGGGUUAUAAUGCUACACCCAGAGAAAAGAGCCACUUAAGGGAAGGAAGAGCAAAUGCAAUUCCACCUGGGAUUCUUAGCCAUGUCCCCCCCACAGCCAUGCUGGGAGCAGAGGGCACUUGGUUAUGCAGUAUUGAUCACCACAGGAGCCUUGCACCAAUAGCUUUUCCUGACACACAGGAGUGUGGCUCUCCCACUGCAGCUUAGGCCCGGCAAGUAGAAGGUGACCCAGAAUGCUCUGUCGCUGUAUGUACUGUAAUUCCUGUCUGAAUUUUACUUUGCUCUUCAUUUCAUGUAAGACUGAAAUGCACACAAACUGCUUUCAAGAAUGCCCAGAAGCUCUGUGUCCCCACAUGUUGUGAACUCUACCGUUUUUCAUAGGUGCUUCCUUAAAAUGUAUGUUUAUCCUAGUGACCGAGAGGGGACUGAACUCUCAGGCCCUUAACAGUUGUCUCCUGCAGUUAAUGAAAAUAUAAAUAUAUAUAUAUUUUAUUUUAGAAUAUAAUUUAAACAUGAAGGUCUAUUCUUUGCACUUUUUAUUAAUAUAGAGAGAGAGAAUCUUUAAAAAAAAAUUAAAAAUCCAAGUCCAUUUA